Branchiostoma floridae (Florida lancelet) is the source of this 2275-nucleotide messenger RNA. RefSeq names its product dynein regulatory complex subunit 2-like. Gene Ontology annotation, biological process: regulation of cilium movement; cilium-dependent cell motility; axonemal dynein complex assembly. Bases 179 to 1723 code for a protein of 514 amino acids. Lineage: Eukaryota; Metazoa; Chordata; Leptocardii; Amphioxiformes; Branchiostomatidae. Gene Ontology annotation, cellular component: axoneme; axonemal dynein complex. The record is from RefSeq and is a predicted model, not a curated record. The transcript has 10 exons.
GUCCUUCGGGUAACCCUUUGUUGCACAUGCGCCCUGCGUUGCCAAGGUACAUCAUCAUAACAACAGUGGUCAUUCCGCCUUUGGAGACUUCGUCUGCAAAAAUAUCCAUAAACAGUGCAAUCGCUCAAGUUUAGGGCUACUUUUGUUCUAGAUAAGGUAUCAGAGAAGUUAAGUCAAGAUGCCGAAGAAGAAGAAGAAGUCCGGGUCUGGGAAGAAGGGGAAGAAGGGGAAGUUGGCUAAGAUGACGGAGGAGGAGAGGAUCGUGUACCUGGAACAACAGGCGCUGGCAGAGGAAGAGAUGAGGAAGAAGAAGGAGGACAUGUUGACCCAGUAUCUCAAGGAUAAACUCACAAAAGAAGAAAAGUUCACAAGGUUCAACCUGAACAAGAUCAACAACCAGUGGCGGGCCAUCAUGAGGGAGUCCAAGUCUAAGGAGCUGCGAAGGGACAUUGAAAUUCUCAGUCAGACUUUUGAACGUGUCGUUGACCGUAAGGACAGCGUUAUCCAAUCGUUGGCCAAGGAUAUCGCAGAGGCAGAGGAACAGUUUGCCAUGGCACUGAGGAGCCAUCUAGAAAAUGUGGAUGCACUCAUAGACUUACAGAGACAGAGACUCUCCACACUCCAGUCUGAAUAUGAUACAGAGCUGGAGAUUCUCAAGAAAGAGUUUGAUACAGAAAGGGACUUGAUUGUAGCUCAACACAAGAAGGAGAUGACGGACCUUCAGGACGUGAUGUUUGCCAUGGAACAGAACUUCCAGGACCGUGAGGCUGAAGCACGACAGGAGUUCCAGAGCAUGAGAGAUGAAAUCAAGAACAAGAAUCUUGAGGAGAAGCAUGCCCUGCGGAUCCAGCUAGAGGGCGCUGUUGAGGACUUGUGGAGACAGUUCCAGCAGGCCCUGAAGUCCUACAAUGAGUCCACAGAGGAGAGGAAGGUGGCCUUUGAAAACCUGAAGGCCAAGGAUGAGAAAAGUGCGAAGGAGAUCGAGAUGCAAAUGAGAAAACUUCAGAGGAUAUCGGACCAAAUAGCCCAACUGAAGGCCAAGAUGGCGCAGAACUCUCGCGAGUGUGAUGAACGGAAUCAUCAGAUAAAGAACGAGCGGGAAGUCAUCCUGCAGCACUUCCACGCGCUGAAGGACCGUAUGAACUCCAUGCGUGAUCGGGAGAGGGCGAGACUGACCAAGCUCACCCUGCAGAGUAACUCAGCCAUCAAGGAACUACAGAGGGUUCACGACAAGGGUGAACGUAUCCUGAAGCUAUCGGAGAUGUGUCGGAAGCUGGAGACAGAGGAAGAGAAGGUCCUGCCGUUCUACGCCUCCUCGCUCACGGAGGAAGAACAGCAGGAUGUGGAGGCUGCAGUGGGUGAACCACCGUCCGAACCCCUGGCUGAGGUGAUGCAUGAGUAUGUGUCGCUAGAGAACUUCUGGAAGAGAUACAACAAGGUUCUUCUGGACAAGCUGGCACUAGAGAAGGAGAGGGCAGGGCUGAUGACAGAGAACAACCAGCUCCGUACGCUGCUGAAACAAUACCUGGACGGAAUCUCCGUCAAUGAUGAGAUCUUGUCACAGGUCAACCCGCUAUUUGUGGUCAACCACAGGACCAAUGUCAAAUUAUCUGUACCAGUCGUGGACCCGCGGGUGAGACGGCCUGGACAGACUGUUGUCGAGGCCGCACACGUCGUUAAACACAACACCAUGGGGGGUCUGCUGAAACGUGAUAUGGUUUAGCUGCAUCUAACAUGGCUGAUGUAACAGAGAAGUGGGAAAGGGGUGUAUGUUGCUUUUCACAAAUCUGAAUUUAGGCAGAUGCAAUGUCCGCAUGGUUAUGAAUGUUCAGAAGUUUUUCUUUUUUUUAAAACCAUUGGGAACAGAUGUGAAUUCUGUGUCGUGUCACUCAGAUUUCAUGAUUUGUAAACAGUAAGUUUUCAAGUCACCCUUCAACUGAAACAGGAGCACCUGCCUUGAAAAGUAUAAAAAAUGCCUCUGCCCCUGAGGUGUUGCCAAAAAAAAUUCUACAGAAUUCUACAGUGGUCCUAGCUUGUAUCAUUCCAUUGUUUGGACCUUAUGGACCCAGAAAAGAGAUAGAUUUUACCAACAAGAGUUUAUUUUACAAAUGACAGAAGGAAUUCUAUGGCAUACAAAUGAAGUAUGUUCCACCAGUGUGUAUAUAACGGUUUUUGUCUUACAUUUGUAUGCACCAAGUCAGAUUAUUUCUGAAGAAGUAUGUGUAUGAUACUUAGAUGUGUUGAACUGUAAUAAAAUAAGUUUUCAAAGAAAACA